Molecule: messenger RNA, 381 nt
Organism: Suillus subalutaceus
Lineage: Eukaryota; Fungi; Basidiomycota; Agaricomycetes; Boletales; Suillaceae
Exons: 2
Coding region: 1-381 (126 amino acids)
Source: RefSeq, a predicted model, not a curated record
AUGCCGGGCAUGUUCGUCGUGGACAGGGAAUGGCUGGCAAGCCACUUUGAAGGUUCUACUGUCAGCGAGACUUGGAGGGAUGACAUCUUCGAACGCUCACUUGUUCCGCUGCUCACAACUGCUGAAAUACAUGCCGACAAUGACGUGUAUGAGGACCCUGCAUUCAAAGAUGCAUUUGAGACCAUACCGAACAGAUGCUCCGACACAGCGCUGGCACUCUACAUGUCCCUGAAAGGAUUCCACGAGAAUCUCAGCAAAACUACUGUCAAGAGCAUCCGUUCGGCAUUCAAGAAGAUGUGGGAGUUAUUAGAUGGUGACACCUAUCGCGGCAAAUGGCACUUCAACGAGGCGAAACAGCAUUGGGAAGGAAACCCCGCCUGA